CUUCCGGCAUCGUCCCGUCGUGCAGCUCAAGAAGCUCAUUUCGUUUCCCCUUUUUCGGAUUACGAUGAGCAUCUCACAGUUUCAUCCGCCUGCUUCUCCAUCACCAGCGUCGUCGAUGAGGCUAUGGAGACCAGCUGCUCAGCGGAAUCUUAGGAACCAGUGGUUAAAAAUGUCAGCUUGUCGGAAACAGUGGACCGCCGCUUGUUCUGUCGGAACGUCUCACGCUAAUUCCCUCGUCGAUUCGUAUCUCUCCCAAACGUUUGUGCCAAUGAUGAAAUUUGGUGUGUUGAGUGACGUGUUUGAUAUCAAGAAGAAAGCUUUGAACAAGCUGUCUAAGCAACAGAGUUCCUAUCGAGACAAGCUUCUGUCAUCGUACAAGGAAAUGGUAGCUGCUGUUGUUGAGAUGGUGAAUGUAAGUAGAUCUCUGAGAUGUUAUAUGAAGCCGAGUAGCGGGUCAAUUGUACAGUUCUCUGGCUCUAAGGAAGACUCAAAGGAUUCUGGAGACUGCGGUGGCAUCCCUGUGUUUAGUUUUUGGGACAUCUCUGCAUUUGAGAAGAUGGCUGAGGAGCUUGUGGAAAUGUUCAAACGCGAAGUAAUGCUCAAGAGAUUGCUCAUGAUGGAACUGGUUUCUUUAAGCUCUGAAGUUCCUCAACCUGUCAAGCUCAGUUGGGCAGAUGAGCUUUACCAAGGGGAAUUUGAUGAUCUAUCCAAAUGUUCGUUAUAUUCUACGGAAGUCUCUGAGCUAAUUCUCCCCAGACUGAAAGAAGAUAAUCUCUGCAUUUCUUCUGUAUCACAUACCAACCAGCCAACCGCUGACAUGUUGCAUAUGUACUUGAUAACCUGGGCUGCAGAGGCAAGAAUGAACUUUUGACAAGUGGUGUGUUGCAUAGGAGGGAUGAGAUAUUAGCGAUGGUGGGGGAAGAAAUCAGACUCGCCUGCUUCUAAAGUUUGAAAACUAUUCUUCACUACGGCUUCUGGUUAAGUUUCAGUGAUUGAUUCUACAAAGUAGUCAGUGACUUCAGAAUCUUGGCUUCUUCUAAACAAUGAUUAUUGACACUUGUUGAUAUGCUUUGUUUACUGUAAAUUAUAGGUCCUUAAUUAUCGGAUUUGUGUUAUGAUCAAUAUUUCUUUUCUUUUACCAAGUAUACAAAUGGAUUUUGAUU
Messenger RNA from Brassica oleracea var. oleracea, 1163 nucleotides. RefSeq lists its product as uncharacterized. The transcript has 8 exons. NCBI's taxonomy places the organism in Eukaryota, Viridiplantae, Streptophyta, Magnoliopsida, Brassicales, Brassicaceae. The coding region runs from base 65 to 871 and encodes 268 amino acids. The record is from RefSeq and is a predicted model, not a curated record.